UCGGUCGAAGUCGGUUGGCCUUUUCUUCUCUCGAAGUUUUCUUUAUCGCGGAAAACGUGCGCCACACAUAUCUCUCGCUGCUAUUUUGUUUAUACAAAAAUUACUUAAAAGAAUAAUAAUUGAAUGGCAACUGGGGACGCGGCGGGCUCUCAGUUUGAAACGAAAUUAAUUUUGGAUCCAUCGCGCCUAACACAUACGAGUAUUGCGCCAGCGGCAAUCGCAGUGCAUAUUCCCGAUUGCGAAAUAGUUUGUUUAUAUUGAGCAUUUCUGUAUUUGCUGUUCAACCUGUUGUACGCGAAAGUUUGAAAGUGAAUACCUAUAGAAUCGGAUUGAAUUGUGCUGCGGCACAAAGAAGCGUAAACGAAUAUGCGCAACGGGAGGAAAAUAUACAUAUUUCGAAAUGAUAUCACAAAAGUGAAAUCUUCGCAGAGUUGAAAAGCCCGGCGCCAGCGUAAACGUUAGCAAACAUCAUUAAAAUCUGGCAAUAGGUUCCUGUUUUAUUGGCCAUUAUGAAGCAGUUGUUCAAUAUAAUACACUGCGAUCACCUGAAUGGGCAUGUACGCUCUAUUUAUGAUAAUUUAAAUACAGAUGUUUGUGGCAUUGACCGUGUGAGGCGAGUUUUUACGUGUUUAAGCAUUUUUCUGCUACUUUCCGGAUGGAUAUUUGUUUGGAAACGCUAUAAAAAAUGCCAUAAAACAUUGCUGAUGUUUCACAAUGUACGUGCUGCGGUUUCUCUGUUCCUUUUGGCCUUGAAUAGCCUAAACUUGGCCAGGAUCCUCCUUCCACCGAAAAGUGUUCGCCAGCUGAACAAACUCUUUCAGUUGACCCCCAGAGAUCAGAAUUAUUUAAUUGUAGUUGGGCCAGGAGAAGUAUGGAAUGCGAUUCUGUCCACACUGUUGACUCUUAUGCUAAUGUUUUACCAUCGCAUUGUGGAGCUGAAGAAAUCGAAAGUGUUUUUGUAUGCAAGUACUGGCGUGGAGGUGUUGUCAUUCGCCCUGCUCACCAAUGAACUCUCCGAAUUGGCUUACUACGAGGAUUUACUUGAGCUUCAGACGUGCCUCGUGGGCUUGUCUGCACUUUGCAUGAUGUCCUUGGCGCUGCUAGAUGGGUUUACAUUGUAUAAAGAAUGCUACCACGACGACUAUUUGGACGACUACGGAAGAAUAGGCUACAAGCACUCGCUGGCCACGUUCUAUUCCAAGUUCUGCUUUUGGUGGCUAACACCUCUUCUCUGGUUGGGCUACAAUGAACCACUGGAACUGGAGGAUUUGGGCGAAAUGAAGUUGGAGGAUAGUGCUAGGUCCCACUACGACCACUUUCUGUAUAUUUACACCGAAAAGAAGAAAAAAUCAAAUUCAUCGCCAUCCCUGUGGUAUUGCUACAUAAAGAACAGUUGGCAAAUGUUUGCCUUGGGUGGCAUUUUGAAGCUGGCUGGUGAUUUAUUCGCCUUGAUUGGACCACUGGCCAUACAGAAUAUAGUAGAAUAUAUCGAGCAACUUUAUGCCGAAGUCUUACAGCCGGAAGUUCAGCGUGGGGAGUCCAAUUUGUUGGCCAACUCCAGUGUGAGCAGCGAUUUUGAUGAGGUCUUCGGCACCAAUAUUGGCCAAGUGAGGGUCUACUGUAGCACCUGGUCGGAUCUUCUGGCGAAUGGCUGGUGCAUCGCCUGGAUUGUCCUGCUGGCCGCCAUCACACAGGGCGCUCUUUCGCAGGCCUCGACUCACAUUCUCAACAUGACUGGCAUCAGGAUAAAAACAUCUCUACAGGGUCUAAUUUAUAGAAAAAGUUUGCUCCUAAAUGCGGGCGGUGGGUGUGAUGAAAGCGAUUCUACCGGAGAAGUUCAGUCAACUGCCCAUCCUGCCGAUGAAAAACGAAAAAACCAUGAUUCCAAGCCAACAUUAGAGCAUGUGGACAGUUUGAGAGAAUCGAAAACCCAUGACAUUGGCAGUAUUACCAAUCACAUGACCGAGGACACACUCAAUAUCAUGCAGUUCUUCUUAAUCAUCCACUAUGCCUGGGCAAUUCCAUUUAAGAUAUCUGUUGUUAUAUAUCUACUUUAUGUGAAUUUGGGAGCAAGUGCUGUUAUUGGAUCAAUUGUAUGUAUUGUGAUUAUGACGCCCCUGCAAUUCAUCGUGGGAAAUGCUAUGUCAAAAAAUGCUGAGGUUAUUGCGAAAUAUACCGAUGAGCGAUUGAAAAAAAUUCACGACACACUGGUUGGCAUAAAAGUCAUAAAACUAAAUGCCUGGGAUGAGGUAUUCCUUAAAAAGAUUCAAGAGGCCCGAAAAAAGGAGCUAAAAUAUCUCAACAAGGAUGCAGUGUUUUGGACUCUAAUGGCUGCACUUACACACACCGCCAGUGUUUUGAUCACUUUUGUUACCCUUGGAGUUUAUGUUUGGUUGCAUCGAGAUCAGGAGUUUAACUUGACUGCCAGUCGACUAUUUUCCUCGCUGGCACUUUUCCAGCAGCUAACCGUUCCCCUGCUGAUCUUUCCCAUCACAGUGCCAAUUAUUAUAGCGGCCAGGGUAUCAACUCGGCGCUUAGAGCGAUUUCUGAAGUCCAGCGAGAUUCAAAAACAAUUCGAGGGCAUUCGAAAUAUGGCAAGAAUUUUGAGCAAGAGCGACGCCUCAUUGGAUAUGUAUGAGACGCAGGAAAAAUCGAAUAUGACAAUGCGAACGGCUCAGGCGGAAAACAGGCUAAAUGAAAAGCGGCUGGCUCAAAAAUUCCAAGGACCCGAAAUGCCAACUAACUCCACUCCUCUGUUGCAGAAUACCGAGGAAUCGGUGGGGGAUAUAUCUUCGUCCUCGAUUCAGGAACUGGGUCACAAUAAGCUAGUUCAACAGCGCAGGGAACUGCUGAGGAAUACUCCCUAUGUGGCCAUCAGACCUCCGAAAAUGCGGGGAAGUUUGACGGAGAGACCUGUGGAAUUCUCCGUAACCCGAGCCAGAAAUACAGACAGUUGGCGGAGGGAUUCCCUUUUGCUUAAAAUGCCCGAUGACAUCGCCGUGUCGAUCAACGACGGACUCUUCACGUGGCAGCCACAAAGCCAAAUGCCAUUGGUGCAACUCCAUGUUCCCGGAAUCAUCAUUCCCAAGGGAAAACUAACCAUCAUUGUGGGCAAAAAUGGCAGUGGCAAGACGUCCCUUCUUUCGGCUCUCCUCAUGGAGAUGCCCCUUCUUGUGGGCAAUAUGUUUUGGCAUAAGACCUGCACAAUUUCCUACGUUUCACAACAGCCUUGGCUUUUGAACGACACAAUUCGGGAGAAUAUACUUUUCGGAGAGUCCUUUCGACCCAAACGAUAUGAUUUCGUGUUGGAGGCCUGCGCCCUUAAACCGGAUAUUGAAUUAAUGCCCAGGGGCGAUUUCACCAUUAUCGGAGAGCGUGGAAUUAAUAUUUCUGGUGGACAAAGGCAGCGAAUAGCAAUUGCCCGAGCUAUUUAUUCGUCGGCUAAUGUUGUCAUAAUGGACGACCCUCUGGCUUCGCUUGAUAACGAGGUGGGCGAGCAUAUAUUUCAGCAUUGCAUACGUGAGAUGUUACAAAAGUCAAAUCGAACUUUUAUCCUUGUGACUCAACAAUUGCAACGGAUAAAAGAAGCGGAAUACUUGAUUGCUAUUAAAGAUGGUCGUGUUGAGGCGUGUGGCAGUUAUGCGGAUAUUGAACUGAUGCAUCCACGAAUCACCUCCAAAUGGACCUCGAUUAUUGCAAUGGCCAAGGCUAAGAAAGAUAACACUUCACAAAAUCCAGUUGAAAAAACGGCAGGGGAGCGAUGGAAAUUACUGAGAAAUGUGAGCAAACUGGGAUUACAACGCUCCAUUUCGGUGACAAUGGAUUCAAAUGUGGGAUGCCAUGCAGACGCCACAGAUGGCAGUGGUUGCCUUUCGGUGGUUAAUAUGCCAUCCAAUGUGGUUGAAGAAGACGAGGAGGAUGAUAGAAUCUCUUCUUCCUAUCGAAUUAGCAACGGAUCCUGUGGCGGAUUUAGUUUGCAGCGUAAACGUUCCAGUAUUUACGGCUCCCGUCAUCUGAUGUACGACGUUCCCCUUCCGAUUGACGAGUGUCAGGGAGAUGAUGUCAUCAUGAGACCCCGCCGUCGACACACUCUGAGUCGUCGAGGAAGUCGAACGACCAAUUCCUGGCAUCGAUUGAGUGGUCUGAGCACUCUGACAGCCACUUCAGCUUCGAGUUCCACCAGCGGAGAUCCUCUGAACCGCAGUGUUUUGGCCACCAGUUGCAGCAGCUACGCCGAAAGCAGUGUGGAUGGUGCAGAUUUGGCCUCUGCAACCCAGGAACAUCGAGUGCAAUCAUGGCAGCCGCCACAGAAUGUGGCACAUCAGCCGCUGUCUCGAAAUGCCUCAUCACCGCCAGCCAUUGAGGUGGCGAGUCCAGACAUCAAGGAUGCGGAGGCAGCAAUGAAGGGGAAUUCCAGCUCAGAGGGUCCUUUGGAUGAGAAUGUUCGAGGCAGUUUUCAGCAGUUCCUGCGACGAAUGUCCAUGCGGCGUUCUAACAAACCCAAAAGUCUCCAUCAUCCUCUAAGUGCCACGAACUCCAUUCUGAGCAUUUCUGAGGAGUCGCCUCCCAUCAUUAAUUUUCCUGCUACACUUCUAGCGACGAAUGCCACCACAAACUCUAAGUCCGUUCAAUUAGAAAUGCCUUCCGAGGAAAAGCCAAAAAAAAGUGUAAAUAUUGACUCGAAGGAAACCACAAUAAAUUGCGCUGACAAUUGCGAAUCAGCAUUCGCCAAAGAAUCGGGGGCGAACGUGACAUCCUCGGCUGCCCAGGAUCCCCAUGAAGGACACGUGCUGCGAGCGACAGGCGGAGGUCAGGAGGAUGGACAGAAAUCGAUGUCAGUGGCGAUUGAUACGGAGCGCAAAUAUGGAAAAAUAUCGGACGACAUAUAUCUAAUGUACAUACGGGCAGCCGGUGUGCCCAUAAUCACCGUCUUCUUUAUCACCGCACUAAUUUGGCAGUGUUUGCGUGUCUACACGGACAUUUGGCUGCAGCAGUGGAGCGAUUUGCGGGCCAGCAAGAAGGAGGUCCUGCCACAGGAUCAUCACCUCCAUGGAGAGGUGGAGGACCACCACGAAGUCACGUACUAUUUCUGCAUGUAUGCCGCAGUUUCGUGUGUUUCCAUAAUAAUGGCCCUGGUAUCGGGACAACGGGCCGGCUGUAAUGCCCGUCGUAAUUUGCACGAUAAGCUGCUGCAAACGAUUUUGCAUAAAACGCUGCACUUUUUCCAAGUGACGCCGCUCGGACGUAUUGUGAAUCGUUUCAGCAACGAUAUGGCCGUCAUUGAUAAGAAAAUCGCAGCCACUGGCCAACGAUUGCUGCAAUUUACUUUGCUCUGCGUGUCGGCGAUUCUGAUAAAUGUAAGCAUCACCACUUGGAUCUUGGUGCUCACUUUGCCAAUCUGCUUGGCCUACUAUGUCAUUCAAAAGUUCUACAGAUGCUCAGCUAGAGAGCUACAGCGCAUUGAAAAUGCUACCAACUCGCCUGUCAUAUCCCAUUUAUCCGAAACAAUUCAAGGAGUUACUACGAUUCGAGCUUUUAAUCAGCAAACUCGAUUUACCGAAAUCUUAUUUAAACGCCUGGAAGCAAAUACAAUUGCUUAUGCAUUAUUGAACACCAGUCAUCGAUGGCUUGGAGUUUCUUUGGACUAUUUGGGUGGAUGCAUUGUUUUUGUGGCCACUGUGACGGCCCUGGCAGCGGCGAGCGUCAGUUGCAGGAGCUACAGGACGAGCCAGGACGAGGCAGCCGAAACUUAUGCUGUCAAUAAAAGCGGCCCCGAACUGAGACCAUCGCCAUCGCUGGUGGGUCUGGCCAUAAACUACACGUUGUUGGUGCCGAUUUACCUUAAUUGGGUUGUAAAACUUUUGGCUGAUAUGGAGAUGUAUGCGGGUUCCGUCGAACGCAUCGCCCACUAUGCCCAGCCAGGUCCUGGCAUCCAGGAUGCCUUCGCCACGGAACCAUCCGAUGGUGAAAUCUCCAUCGGAGAAGUCGAUAGGUCGCCUUCGUCGCAGACGCAGUCGAAUGCCGGUGACAAAGUUUACCCAGGCGCAACGACAGCUGCCGGUGAUGUUGAUGAAGAUGGAGCUCAGCCCGGCCAAGGACACCGAAAGGGUCUUUCUUCGACUGAACCUGAGACCCUGAGAGCUCAACCUGCAACUGAGGAUGAAGCUGGCGGAGGAGCAAGCGCUGAUAAAUUAAAUGCAGGCAAUGCAACCGGCGACGGCAAUCACUUAAACUUCCACUUCCUUACGGCGACAGCUGGCGACAAGGUGGAGACGACAAAGAUGUCGGUGAUUAAAGAUAAGCAACUGCCACCGCAGGACACCAAGGACACCGGGGACACCAAGGACAGGAAGGACCUCCGUCCAAAUGAGCCGGCCAGGAUGCUGGAGCGCUAUCAAAGUGUUCCGAUUUCAUGGCCGCAAAGAGGAGAUAUCCACUUCGAUAAUGUCAGCCUGCGCUACGAAGGACAGAAACAAAAUGUCAUUAGCGACCUAACAUUGAAAAUACCUGCUGGCCAAAGGAUUGGCAUCUGCGGUCGCACGGGCAGUGGAAAAUCAUCAUUGGGCCUGUCCCUUUUUGGAGUCCUGCAAACGACCAAAGGACACAUCUACAUCGACGACGUGGACAUCCAGAGAAUCCGGCCAGAUGAGCUGCGCACCAGGUUGUCGAUUAUUCCGCAGGAUGUGCAUCUAUUCAACGCAACCAUUCGAGAAAAUCUCGAUCCACACGGUUACUUUGCGGACCUGCAGUUGUGGAACUGCCUUGAGAUGGCGCAGCUGAAGGAGUUCGUCAACGGACACCUUCCCCUCGGUUUGGACACGGUGAUAUGUGACGGAGGGGUGAACCUGAGUGCCGGCCACCGGCAGUUGUUGUGCCUGGCCCGUGCCAUCCUGCGGGGAUCCGUCUGCCUGGUCCUGGACGAGGCAACAAGUGCCCUGGACUCGAGCACGGAGAAUGCACUCCUCAAAGCAGCGGACCUGGCCUUCCACGGACGCACCAUCAUUACCAUCGCGCAUCGCCUGACAACUAUUCUGGAUUAUGACCGCCUAAUCGUGUUGGACCAAGGACGAAUCGUCGAGGAUGGCAAUCCCAGGGAUCUGCAACAGCUGCCAGGCUCUGUUUUUCGCAGUUUACUCGAGAAAGGGGCGAGCAAAUGGUAGAUGGUUGAAUUUCCUUCUUAGAUAUUUUACGAUAACAACUGUGUCAUAUAGUCACUCUUAAGUGUGUACGAUUAUGUGUAUUCCGAAAAGCUUUUAUUUUUUAUUAUGUCUUAACAUAGCCAUUAAGUUUUUUCGAAAACAACAAUUGACCGUCUUUUGUAAUAUAUUUAUAAGUCUUAAAUGUAAUUCAAAAUGCUUUUAUCCUCAUAUCCUGUAUUCCCAAGUAUUCACUACACUAGUCAUUUUUGGUUCCCAAAGAGAGAUACUCACUUUUGACAAUAAAAAUCCAUGCUGAGGUCUA
Molecule: messenger RNA, 7461 nt
Organism: Drosophila ficusphila
Lineage: Eukaryota; Metazoa; Arthropoda; Insecta; Diptera; Drosophilidae
Gene: Sur
Product: ATP-binding cassette sub-family C member Sur
Exons: 23
Coding region: 510-7160 (2216 amino acids)
Biological process (GO): transmembrane transport
Cellular component (GO): membrane
Molecular function (GO): ABC-type transporter activity; ATP hydrolysis activity; ATP binding
Source: RefSeq, a predicted model, not a curated record